This is a messenger RNA of Aureobasidium subglaciale EXF-2481, 1070 nucleotides long. RefSeq lists its product as uncharacterized. Bases 234 to 920 code for a protein of 228 amino acids. The transcript is spliced from 2 exons. The record is from RefSeq and is a predicted model, not a curated record. Lineage: Eukaryota; Fungi; Ascomycota; Dothideomycetes; Dothideales; Saccotheciaceae.
GCAUAAUGAUUACCGUUUAUGAAUCUGAGAUCUGCGCGUCGUAAUCUUAUGGUAUGGAGGCGAGAUGUGGGCAGGUGAGCCGAAAGGGUACAGCUGAGCGCAGGGAUGCAAAACGGGCAAGCCACUGUCUUGAUACGAGGUAAACACACAACAUCUCAACAAUCCUUUGACUCGAGUUUCUUUUACUCAUCAACACUCACUUGAGGAAGAGGCGAGAGUAUUUGAGAAUCACAAUGGAGUUGUCAUCACAAUCUACGAAUUUGGCUGUCUUGGAUGAAAAUAAUAACGAGGCAUUCUUGACGACUAUAUCGUCCGAAACGACACCAAGAACACCAUUGAAGUCGAACAACAACGGCAGAGUUCAAUCAAACAUAGAGAAUGAAUCGAUACAGGUAGCUCGACGAGAAAGUCGACCAACUACUCUCCAUCUCGACACUCGAAUAGCAGAUUCCUCUGAAUCUGGAUCUAGACGAGCUUCACCAUCUGGCACGAUAGGUGAAUCAUCAGCUUCAUCGACGUCCAACCAUAGUCGACAAGACUCUACCGCAUCGUACACGCCUCUACGCAGUGCCAGAGGCUCGCUCUCCCUAGGAGGUACUGCUCACCAUUCGCAUCUGUCUCGAAGAUCAUCACGGUCACAAUCGAGUGUCAACAGAGAAGCAUGGGCACUGCCGCUUGCAAACACAGAUACACUCAUCUUGGUGCCUGAUGCCGUGGCCACAAGGUCACCGUUGUGCACACAGACGAGUGCAGAGUGUCUAGAGACGACACAGACACAGUCAACACAGAGUCAGCCAGAGCCUCGACCAACGCGUCGUCGACGCAAAAGGUCUGGUCGGUACCGAGAAGUACGCAACACGGCGAUUCUGGUUGGAGUACUCUGUGUACUUCUCGUCACAGCGUUGAGCUUGUGUAAGUAGUCGAGUGUUCUGUGUUGAACGAACAAUUCGAGCUGACAUGUCCACAGACUUCGCAAUGGCUCUUCCCAAGGUCAAGGAUAUACCUGCCAGUAUCCACGUCUUCAUCAUCGCCACUCUCAUCGUGCUGGUGGCCUUUGUCCUCCUCUUCUC